GAAUUCAUAAACGUCAAAAGUUCGGAAACAUGGUUGAGGCCGCGUUUUCUGACGAUGGAAAAUAUUAUUCAUUAAUAAGUAAUGACGGUAGAUUAAAAAUAUGGGACACAGAAACAAAUGUCCUGAAACAGGAAUACACUCCUGAAUUUCAUUUAUCUGCUCCACCGACAUGUUUACAAUGGGUAGACAUAAGUUUAAAUUCGAGUCCUCAAAAGAAGUCGUCAAACAACAAACAAGGUACACAAUGCAUAGCAUUGGGUACCACACACGGAAAGAUACUCCUAUACUCAGUGGCGCAAGCAAAAGUUGAAACAGUAAUUGAAAAAGGGACAAAAAAAAUCGAAUCACUAGACUGGCUUAGAAAUCAUGGGUUGUUUAGCAUUUCCGUCGACCAAGUUGUUACCGAAUGGGACAUUAGAAGAUCAUCUGUUAAGCAUACAUAUAAUUUAUUAUCAGUGGAUGCUAAAAAGGUUUCUAAAAAGCCAUCUGUUAUCAAAAUAGUACCACACAAUCAGGGUCCAGAUGUGAAUUACAUGGUAAUAGCAUCGGUCAAAAUGAAAUUGUGGAAGUUUGAGAAAAACAAGUGUUCCAUUCUAACAACGCUCGGUUCAAUGACCUCGGAUAAGAAUAUCUUACGUAUUGCAUCAUUGGGAAGUUCUACAUGGCUGUUAGAGGGAUCACGAGACGAGAGAAUCCUAGGCUUCUGGGACAUUACAAUAAAGGGCGAACAACAAAACGGAGAAACCGACACACCUAAAAAGAAGAAGUGCAAAAUGCCAAGUACAAUACCGUUACCGACGUACAAUUUCGUGCUGGAAGACGCGCCUAAGUUCGUGGACAUUAACAUGAGUUCCGAGGGGGACGGGAAGAAACUAGCGAUCGUAGCAGCUACUAGGAGCGGGGUUGUACAUUAUUAUGGACACAUGUUAAAUGGCACGACAAUAAAGCCGAUCAAACCAUCAGUGACAAUACAAAUCAGUACAGCAGAUGCGCAUCCCUUACCACUCGCCUGUUGUCGACUGCCCGACAACGGAGACGUGCUGCUAGGUUAUAUGAAUGGACCAGCCAUGUUGUUUGAGAGAGUGACACCAGACGCAUCAUCGAAAACUCAAGUCUUAAUCCGGGGGGAGGCGGAAGCGAAAAAACUGUCAAAGAGCAGUGAAGCCAUAAAGGAGAGACCGGCCAAAAGUUCAGACGUGAAAUAUGUGGAGCCACUGGGAGGUGUUAGUAGGAAACGGCCGGAGGCUGGGGCAACUGUAGAGGUAACAAUGGAAGCUAGGCUUCAGAAUUUAGCACUAGACUUAAACAGUAGGAGUAAGGCACCAGUUAGCCACAAUCUGACUAAGUUGUUGAUACAGGCAUUGCAUUCGGAUGAUAAAGGGUUAAUACUGACGGUGUUACAAAAGGACGAUAUCGCAGUCGCAUCGAGGACAGUGAGUUCGCUCCCCGCGGAAUAUGUGCCUGUUUUAUUAGAGAAAUUAGUCGAUAUGGCGACAAAGAAAACUAGCCAAUGUUCCGCAGUAUGCACGUGGGUAUCUGCAUUAUUAAAAUCCCAUUCGGCGUUGCUACUCGCAUCAAUGAAUGCGAAAACUGCGGACCAAGUGACACAGCUGUUGGCCAUAUUCACACAUAGACGAUCAAAUCUAUGCCAGUUGUUAAAUUUAAAAGGCAGAUUGGAGCUAACGAUAGCGCAGCGCAAAACAAACGCAAACGAGUCUACGGAACAAGAGGCGGUGUUAAAUUAUAAAGAUGGUUCCUCCGAUGAAGAGAUGGAAGUCGAUCAGUCACAGUCGAGCGGUGAUGAAGCGGAAUGGGAAGAUGGUGAUGAGUCAGCCAGUGAUCAGUCAGAUGAAUGAUAAUAAAAUAUAUAUUU
Messenger RNA from Zerene cesonia (dogface butterfly), 1873 nucleotides. Its product is annotated as WD repeat-containing protein 43. Gene Ontology annotation, molecular function: protein binding. Gene Ontology annotation, biological process: maturation of SSU-rRNA from tricistronic rRNA transcript (SSU-rRNA, 5.8S rRNA, LSU-rRNA). Gene Ontology annotation, cellular component: nucleolus. The record is from RefSeq and is a predicted model, not a curated record. The transcript is spliced from 11 exons. Lineage: Eukaryota; Metazoa; Arthropoda; Insecta; Lepidoptera; Pieridae. Bases 30 to 1856 code for a protein of 608 amino acids.